AUGGGGACUGUACCUGACCCUCUGAGAUCAGCUAAAACUUCCCUGACUGCAGUUUCUGGAAAAGAAGAGGCUCUAGGAGAGCUGCAGGCUGCCUCACCUCAUCAUCGACCAGCUGUCUUGUGUAAGAAUGCCAAUGGCCUUUCAGGUGCCCCUGGGGAACCAGACCUCAGCCCCAGGGUAGCUGUUGGGGCCCUGACACAGGCUUAUGAGCCAGAGACCCCCCAACCAGACAUGUCUUCUCCUGGAGUCUUGAAUGAAGUAAAGAGCACGUUUCCCACACUCAACUUUCCUGGCAAUCCCCAGCUGCCCAGAAGCAGCCAGCCCACAGUACCAGUUCUGGACUCUACAGCAGGAAAGGAUCCUGUACACACACCAUUUACAAUGCCAGCUAAUCAGCACGCCCACCAGGCGGUCCCAGGUGAUCAGCCUAGUGCCAUCCCCUCAUCAGUACCUGAAGAUCCCCUGGUGAAAUCACAGAGAACCUCAAAUGGAGAGCACCCUGAGAAGUUAAGUUGUCCUGCAGGAGGCACCCAUGGCAGCAGUAAAGAUCAAGUGUUCUGUGAGUUUCCCUCUCAAGAAACAAUCCAGGAAACAGUGCAGAUGCCAAAUACAGCAGCCAGGGCAUUCAGUCAUUCAUCUUCUCCUGCAGGCAGACCUGAAGGGGAAAGGCAGCGAGCCAUCUGUGACUCCGAAACAAGAUCCUGUGAACCUCCAGCUCGAGAAGAUGGAUGCUCAGAGAACAAACAGCCGUCUGCCACUGCCUCAGACACCCAAGGCAUGACCUCUGUGAUAUCGCAACCAUCCCACCUCACUAGUGAAGGUUUGAUAUGUCCUCCAGAUCCAGAGAAGGUGCUGCUGCCAGCACAGCAUCAGGUGUCAAGAUUCAAAGAAGCCAGUACGAUGACAAGCCAGGCGGAAAGUGUGAUCCAGGAAGUUUCCAGCAGGGCUCAGCAAGAUGCCGAGGUGCAGGCAGUGGCAAGUGUUGAGAGCAGAUCAGUCUCCACAAGCCCCAGCAUUCUCACUGCGUUCUUAAAGGAAAUCCCUGCUCCUGAGCACUUUGAACAACCAGAGCAGCUGCGUGUCAUCUGCCAUGGCAGUGGAAGCCACACAUUGGAGCUCUCUGACAGCACACUGGCCUCCAAGGAGUUGGGUCAGUGUCCUGGCAUCAUGCCGAAGGUGUAUAUCCAGGCAGCUUUCCAAGGGGCAAGUAAACCAGGAAGCCUACCAGGGGAGGUCCUUAACACCUCAUCCAUCAACAUAGCCUACAGACAUGCCCAGGCAAUAGGUAAAGAAGAUGGGAGGUCAGCAGGAAUGACUCCAGCGAGGGAAGAACCCACCGCUAAACAGCUUUCAGGUACUAACUCCAGCUUCCUGAAAGCUAGCCCCAUUGACCAGAUUUCUAUCAGUGCCAGCAGUCAAGCAGAAACAAGUCAUGGACUGGGGAAAUUUGAAACCAAGCUGUCUGAGUUUGCAGUGAAAACCACAAAUGGCCUCAAAACUGACUGCAAACCCUCUGACUCUGGCGGCCCUGCCAGCAAAGCUGACCAGUCCGGGAGCUUGGAUCCCACUAAUAAAGGAGGCACAAGGGAGAGGAAGCCUGCGUCUCCUCAGAUGGUAAAAGAACAAGAAUCUAUUGGCACUGAUGCCCUGGAUGCCAAGACCCUGCUGCUCAAGCCUAAAUCUCAAGAAAGUGGAGGCACAGGAUCAACAGCUAAUCCCACACCAUCCCCAGUUAGAAAGAACCAGGAGAUCACCUUAGAAGAGAAUAGACAGACCAAGACAGCCACAAGCCUGAGCCUGCCAUCUGAUUCCAUAGGGGACUCCAGCCCGGGUUCUGGCAAGAGGACCCCUUCUCGCUCGGUCAAAGCCAGCCCACGCCGGGCCAGCCGUGUCAGCGAGUUCCUGAAGGAGCAAAAGUUAAACGUGACAGCGGCUGCUGCUCAGGUGGGACUCGCUCCAGGAGAGAAGAAAAAGCAGGCUGGCAUGGACUCCAAGCUCCAGCUGAAAUCCAAGCGUGUCAGGGAUGUCGUGUGGGACGAGCAGGGCAUGACCUGGGAAGUGUAUGGAGCUUCCUUGGACCCGGAGUCCCUGGGGAUCGCGAUCCAGAACCAUUUACAAAGACAAAUCAGGGAACAUGAGAAAUUAAUCAAAACUCAAACCAGCCAGACCCGGAGAUCCAUUUCAUCAGAUACAUCUUCCAAUAAGAAGCUCAAAGGAAGGCAGCACAGCGUUCUCCAGUCCAUGCUGCAGAACUUUCGACGCCCCAACUGCUGUGUUCGUCCUGCCCCUUCUUCUGUGUUAGAUUGA
Molecule: messenger RNA, 2307 nt
Organism: Cynocephalus volans (Philippine flying lemur)
Lineage: Eukaryota; Metazoa; Chordata; Mammalia; Dermoptera; Cynocephalidae
Gene: GPRIN3
Product: GPRIN family member 3
Exons: 1
Coding region: 1-2307 (768 amino acids)
Biological process (GO): neuron projection development
Cellular component (GO): plasma membrane
Source: RefSeq, a predicted model, not a curated record